CCUGAGGUGCAGUGUGUGGCACAUUGGCAGAGUAAAAAUAUAAUGGCGGCGGCGAUUCGGGCGGUGGCGGCUGGAGCGAGGCUCAGCGUUCUGAAUUGCGGCCCCGGCACCACGAUCCGCAGCCUUUGCAGCCAGCCUGUUUCAGUUAAAGAGCGCAUCGACAACAAGCGCCAUGCUGCGUUGCAGGGAGGAGGCCAGCGCCGCAUCGACGCACAGCACAAGCGAGGAAAGCUAACAGCCAGGGAGCGGAUCAGUCUUCUGCUGGAUCCUGGCAGCUUCGUGGAGAGCGACAUGUUUGUGGAACACAGAUGUGCUGACUUCGGAAUGGCUGCUGAUAAGAAUAAGUUUCCCGGAGAUAGCGUGGUCACUGGACGGGGCCGAAUCAAUGGACGACUGGUUUAUGUCUUCAGUCAGGAUUUUACAGUUUUUGGAGGCAGUCUGUCAGGAGCACAUGCUCAAAAGAUCUGCAAAAUCAUGGACCAGGCCAUAACAGUGGGGGCUCCAGUGAUCGGGCUCAAUGACUCCGGGGGCGCCAGAAUCCAGGAGGGGGUGGAGUCUUUGGCUGGCUACGCAGACAUCUUCCUGAGGAAUGUCACAGCGUCCGGAGUCAUCCCACAGAUUUCUCUGAUCAUGGGCCCGUGUGCUGGUGGGGCCGUCUACUCUCCGGCCCUAACAGACUUCACAUUCAUGGUGAAGGACACGUCCUACCUGUUUAUCACUGGCCCUGAAGUUGUGAAGUCUGUUACCAAUGAGGAUGUCACUCAGGAGCAGCUGGGUGGCGCCAAGACCCACACCACUGUGUCAGGUGUGGCCCACAGAGCUUUCGACAAUGACGUCGAUGCUCUGUGUAACCUGCGUGAAUUCUUCAACUUCCUGCCUCUCAGCAGCCAGGACCCAGCUCCCAUCAGAGAGUGCCAUGACCCCAGUGACCGUCUAGUUCCUGAGCUGGACACAGUUGUCCCUUUGGAGUCAAGCAAAGCCUACAACAUGCUGGACAUCAUACACGCAGUGAUUGACGAGAGAGAGUUUUUUGAGAUAAUGCCCAGUUAUGCAAAAAACAUUGUCGUUGGCUUCGCAAGAAUGAAUGGGAGGACCGUCGGAAUUGUUGGCAACCAGCCCAAUGUAGCCUCAGGGUGCUUGGACAUUAAUUCAUCUGUGAAGGGGGCUCGUUUUGUCAGAUUCUGUGACGCAUUCAACAUUCCCCUCAUCACUUUUGUUGAUGUCCCUGGCUUCCUGCCUGGCACGGCGCAGGAGUAUGGGGGCAUCAUCAGGCAUGGUGCCAAGCUGCUCUACGCGUUCGCCGAGGCAACUGUGCCCAAAAUCACAGUCAUCACCAGGAAGGCCUAUGGAGGUGCCUAUGAUGUCAUGAGCUCCAAACACCUUCUUGGUGACACCAACUAUGCCUGGCCCACAGCUGAGAUAGCAGUCAUGGGAGCAAAGGGUGCUGUGGAGAUCAUCUUCAAAGGGCACCAAGAUGUGGAAGCCGCCCAGGCAGAGUACGUGGAGAAGUUCGCCAACCCUUUCCCUGCAGCCGUGAGAGGGUUUGUGGAUGACAUCAUCCAGCCAUCCUCUACUCGUGCUCGGAUAUGCUGUGACCUGGAAGUCCUGGCCAGUAAGAAGGUCCAUCGUCCCUGGAGGAAACAUGCCAAUAUCCCACUGUGAUCAGAUUGAAGGAACUAGAGCAACAGUUGGAAAGCUGGCCUUUUGCAGCCUACCCCUGCCUUUUACAAUCAUGAAAAAACGGAUCUACGUAUCUUGGACACUGAUUGAUUUGCAUAAAGAGUUCUUGUGCCUGGAGUAAAACUAUGUGCUCUAUUUAAAUCUUCACUGGUACUUUUUGAAGAAAUAUUUCAUUGUGAUAGUAAAAAUCUCAAUCUUAAACAAGAAAGCCAGAAGGAGGUGGGGGACAGAAUUGUAGUUGCCUGCCUCUGACUCUGACUCACACUGAUGUGGAUACGAUUCUUGUGGCCCUCAGAGGUCGACAUGUUGGAGCUUGGAUUCCCUGUGGGGUGGUGAGAGGAGAGAGAUAGUGGGAGGCGCUGUGGUCAGCUGGGCUGGGCUCUGUGCUAAAGAGGCUGAGUUCUUAGUCUUUCCUCAGCGGCUUGAUGGCUGUGUGAUGUCUCGAUAUUCCCCCACCCCACGCGGGCUCCACGGUGUGACACACCAGGAGGGUUGUCACCAGAGCUUCACUGGUGGUAGUGCCUUGCCAUUGGAUCUUAGAAUUAUGAGCUAACUAAAUCCUAAACCUCUUCAUAAAAUUAACCUGCCUUCAAGAUUUUGUUAUAGUAAUAAAAACAGAUUAAUUCAACAUA
Molecule: messenger RNA, 2312 nt
Organism: Mus pahari (shrew mouse)
Lineage: Eukaryota; Metazoa; Chordata; Mammalia; Rodentia; Muridae
Gene: Pccb
Product: propionyl-CoA carboxylase subunit beta
Exons: 15
Coding region: 43-1662 (539 amino acids)
Cellular component (GO): mitochondrion
Molecular function (GO): propionyl-CoA carboxylase activity
Source: RefSeq, a predicted model, not a curated record